AUGGGUUGUGCAUAAACUAAACAAAAAUCGUUGAUAUCAAAAAAAAUUCCUAUAUCUAUUUUAAAAAAGAAAGGGGAUGAAAAAUUUAAUCAAACUUUAAACAAUUCAUCAGAAAUCGAGUAAAUAGGAAAGAAAAAUUAUGAUUGUUAAAAUAUUUAACUUGAUCAAUAUAAUGUAUCUCAAAACCCAAUUUUAAAAAGAAGAUAAGGAUCUAUAAUUGAAAGUUGA
Paramecium sonneborni is the source of this 228-nucleotide messenger RNA. The record is from the annotation of a GenBank genome assembly. Lineage: Eukaryota; Ciliophora; Oligohymenophorea; Peniculida; Parameciidae.